CUUUUUUCAAAUAUAGCGGUAAAAUUUAUGUAAAUUCUGAUUUCCGUAAAGGAGGGUUAGUUCUUUUCCGGCCGUGUAGCACAUCAAGCAAAAUGGGUAAACCACGUGGGCUUCGUACUGCACGUAAGCAUGUAAAUCAUAGACGUGAUCAACGAUGGAACGAUAAAGACUAUAAAAAGGCUCACUUGGGAACAAGAUGGAAGGCCAAUCCAUUUGGUGGUGCUUCCCAUGCCAAGGGUAUUGUUUUAGAAAAAGUAGGAGUUGAAGCCAAGCAGCCAAACUCUGCUAUUCGCAAGUGUGUAAGAGUUCAGCUUAUCAAAAAUGGAAAAAAGAUCACAGCUUUUGUGCCCCGAGAUGGUUGUUUAAACAACAUAGAAGAAAACGAUGAAGUUCUAGUAGCAGGAUUUGGUCGUAAGGGUCAUGCUGUGGGUGAUAUUCCAGGAGUACGAUUCAAAGUAGUAAAAGUUGCUAAUGUUUCACUACUUGCAUUGUACAAAGAAAAGAAAGAACGACCCAGAUCGUAAAUGCAUUGUCAUGUAUUUCUAACACAAUUAUAUCAGUUUUUAAGUAAA
This is a messenger RNA of Megachile rotundata (alfalfa leafcutting bee), 572 nucleotides long. It is a transcript of the gene RpS23, whose product is annotated as ribosomal protein S23. Gene Ontology annotation, molecular function: structural constituent of ribosome. The record is from RefSeq and is a predicted model, not a curated record. Gene Ontology annotation, cellular component: ribosome; small ribosomal subunit. NCBI's taxonomy places the organism in Eukaryota, Metazoa, Arthropoda, Insecta, Hymenoptera, Megachilidae. Gene Ontology annotation, biological process: translation.